AUGGCGAGUCGAUCGAAUCGUUUCUUCCGCGCUCUGGGCUACGCCUCGGCCGCCGGUGUCGUCGGCGCCGGUGGUCUUUAUACCAUCUACAGACCCCGCGAAAUUCCCGGCUCCGAGGCCGCGGCCGUCCCGCCGCCGACAUAUGGCGAGGGGGGUGUCUUCAAUCCUCCCAGCUUUCCCGAGAUCAAGUCUCGCGCCGCUCAGAUCGCCGACCUCAAGGCUUCAGCUGGUGCUGUCACAGGUGCUUUGAAGGAUGCUGGAAACAAGGUUGCCAAGGCCAUCGCCGGCUCGUCUGGCGAUGUCCAGGCCGACAACCAAGGCAACAAGAGCGAGGAAUACGACCUCUUGGUCAUUGGCGCUGGUGCAACCGGUACCGGUAUCGCUCUCGAUGCUGCCACUCGCGGCCUCAAGGUCGCCAUGGUAGAGAGAGACGAUUUCGCCUCUGGUACCAGCUCAAAGAGUACCAAGCUCGUCCACGGUGGUGUUAGAUAUCUUGAGAAGGCUGUCUGGGAACUCGACUACAGCCAAUACAAGCUCGUCAAAGAGGCUCUUCGUGAGCGUCGCUUCUUCCUCGAUACCGCACCUCAUCUCUCGUCAUGGCUCCCUAUUAUGAUUCCCAUCAGCAAGUGGUGGCAAGCUCCCUACUUCUGGGCAGGCACAAAGUUCUAUGAUUUCCUCGCCGGUUCUGAAAACAUCGAAAGUUCUUACUUCAUGACCAAGUCAAAGGCCCUCAACGCGUUCCCUAUGCUCAAGAAGGACAACUUGGUUGGUGCUCUUGUUUACUACGAUGGUGCUCACAAUGACUCCCGCAUGAACGUCUCUCUCGGUAUGACUGCUGCCCUCUAUGGUGCAACUGUUGUCAACCACAUCGAAGUCACCUCCCUCACAAAGGACGAGAACGGCAGACUCAACGGUGCUCGCGUCAAGGAUCUGGUGGCCGAAGCCAACGGUAGCUCCGACGAGUUCACCAUCCGCGCAAAGGGUGUCAUCAACGCCACUGGUCCUUUCACCGACUCGAUUCGCAAGAUGGACGACCAAACCGUUCAAGAAAUCGUUGCUCCUUCCUCCGGCGUUCACGUCAUUCUUCCUGGUUACUACGCGCCCGCCAAUAUGGGUAUGCUCGAUCCUCACACAUCCGACGGCCGUGUCAUCUUCUUCCUCCCAUGGCAGGGCAACACGAUUGCUGGUACCACCGAUACCCCCUGUGACAUCAACCAGAACCCCAUUGCUGGCGAGGAGGAGAUCAACUGGAUCCUUUCCGAAGUCAAGAACUACCUGCAACCCGAAAUUACUGUCCGCCGUGGUGAUGUCCUCGCCGCCUGGUCUGGUAUCCGUCCUCUCGUCCGCGACCCCAAGAAGGCCAAGUCUGAAGGUCUCGUCCGUAACCACCUUGUCACCACCAGCGACAGCGGUCUCAUCACCUGUUCUGGUGGCAAGUGGACCACUUACCGCCAGAUGGCCGAGGAGACUGUUGACGAAGCCAUUAGCGAGUUCAAGCUGUCCACCGGUCCUCUUGCCAACCCUCCUCGUGUUUCCGGUUCCGAGCGAUUCAACGACGCUGCCACCCUCGACGGUACCUGCCAGACCCAUCAGGUCAGACUUGUUGGUGCUCACGGCUGGAGCAAGACCCUCUUCAUCAACCUGAUCCAACACUACGGUAUCGAAACCGAGGUCGCUAAGCACUUGGCCGAGUCCUACGGUGAUCGUGCAUGGCAAGUCGCUGCCCUCUGUGAACCCACCGAACAGCGUUUCCCCGUCCGCGGCAACCGUAUCUCCGAGCUUUACCCCUUCGUUGACGGCGAGGUUCGUUACGCCAUGCGCCACGAGUACGCAGAGACUGCCGUCGACGUUAUCGCCCGCCGUACCCGUCUUGCUUUCUUGAACGCCCAGGCUGCCCUCGAGGCUCUGCCCAAGGUUAUUGACAUGAUGACCGAGGAGUACAAGUGGACCAAGUCGAGACAGGACAAGGAGUGGAAGGAUGCUGUUUCGUACCUCGGCAGCAUGGGUCUGCCCAAGGGCAAGCUCACCCUCACCCGCUCUGAUGUCGAGUCUGGCAAGGUCGGCAAGUACACUGACGAAGAGUACAACAUGUACGCCCGUCAUGACAAGCCUCAAGAGCCCCUCCCAACCGACUCCAAGUUCGCCCACGGCGAGAACCCCACCAUCAAGCGCGACUCGGCCGCCAACAAAUAA
Molecule: messenger RNA, 2193 nt
Organism: Aureobasidium subglaciale EXF-2481
Lineage: Eukaryota; Fungi; Ascomycota; Dothideomycetes; Dothideales; Saccotheciaceae
Exons: 4
Coding region: 1-2193 (730 amino acids)
Biological process (GO): glycerol-3-phosphate metabolic process
Cellular component (GO): mitochondrion; glycerol-3-phosphate dehydrogenase (FAD) complex
Molecular function (GO): glycerol-3-phosphate dehydrogenase (quinone) activity
Source: RefSeq, a predicted model, not a curated record